Malus domestica (apple) is the source of this 1088-nucleotide messenger RNA. The record is from RefSeq and is a predicted model, not a curated record. Lineage: Eukaryota; Viridiplantae; Streptophyta; Magnoliopsida; Rosales; Rosaceae.
UUGAGCUUCACCGAUAUUGUCAAGAGCAAAAACCCAUCAAUCAAAGCACUCCUAUUCAUAUGGAACAAAGAAGCAGCAGCUUCUCAGCUAAUUUUGGGUCAGAGAGCUCACUUUUCAGCCCUCUCUAAAAUGCUCGGAAUUCCUUCGAAUAGAAAGUCUUUCAUUGAGUCUUCCAUCGAAUUAGCAAGAUGUUACUUUCAAGGUAUAGACUUGCUCUGGCCUUGGCUUAACACAGCCUUGGAUAUGAUCAAUAUGGAAAAGCUAUUGGACGAGUGGCGAGCUGCUGUGACUUCUGAGGCAAGAAACACUGGCCUAUCACGAUUAAAAUUGACAAUGUCAUCUGCCUUCGAAGAGAAUGUUACUGGUGCUCAUGCUGCUUUAUACGACCCUUUCAGCUAUCUUAACACCGACUAUGGUAUAAGGCAAUGGUUAAACUACUCGUUUCCUGCUAGCAAACUUGUUUUGGGUUUGCCUUACCACGGCUAUGCAUGGAUAGUUGCAAAAAACCUCAAGACCCUGCAUCUGGCAUUGCUGUGACAAACGAUGGAUCCAUGAGCUAUAAGUACAUCCAGGGGUACACUCGAAGCUAUCUCCCAUGAUGUAUAAUGCUACUUGUGUACUGUAUGAUAGGAUCGAGUUAGGUUGGUUUUGAUGAUGUGGAAGUUAUUAGAGCUAAGAUUGCAUAUGCCAAGGAGAAGAAGCUACUCGGUACCAAUGUGUUUCAUCAAGUCAGCAAUGACAAUCAAAAUUGGGCGCUUUCUUGUGCACGUAGGCAUUACUUAUCCCACACUAAAGUUCAAUUGUGACAGCAAGCUAUUUGAAGGCAUCAAAUUGUUUUACUUCCAACUUCAUUCAUGAUUGACAGCUCAGGAGGAAGGAAAUAGUCACGAAAAUAAACCCCGGUUAUUGUUUGUAAUUUGCUUCCAGUUUCAUCAAUCGUAAUUGUAAUUCUCAUCGCUUUCAUGGUGUGUUACUCGCAGAGAGAAUUAUUGAAACAGAAAGAAUUAUUGAAGACAAAAGGUUAUAUACUCAACUGUGAUGGUUAUUUUCUAAUAGCAAUUAAAUGAAGAGAGAUUCUCUUGUAGCGG